AUGGUUUCAAUUAAUAAAUUUUUAAUCAUAUCUAUUUUACCUUUCCUAACAAAUUCAUUACCAAUUGUUUCAAAAAAUCAAAUAUCAGAUGUUAUAAGAUAUGGUGAAGUUAAUGUUGAUCCAAAUCAUUCAGAUGAUGCAACUUAUGGAGAGAUUUAUAAACUUUUAACAGGAUCUUUGACAAAAAGAACAGAUGUUCAAGUUUGUCUUGGUGAAUCAGAUUCUAGUGGUUCAUGUAUUUCAGAUGAUCGUAAUAUUGAUCAAUUAGUUUCAAAAAUUGGUGGAUUAAUUACAACAAGACAAGGGCAAUGUGGAGACAGUGGUACAUUUGCAGUUGAAGCAAGUUCAUUAUAUUAUAAAUAUCAAUCAACAGGUUCAGAUUGUAGAAAUACUGCAUUACCAGAAACUGAUAUUGGAGCAUUGAAAAGAUGGAUAAAGAAUCAAAAUGGUGGUAAAGUUUGUAAAAAUCAAUGUGUUCAAUUAAAACAUGGUACUGGACAAUGGACUGGAUUUGUUGGGUUUGGUACAGAUGAAAAUGCAGUUAAGAAUUUACAAUGUGAUGAAAGUAUUAAUAGUCAUGUUUCUAAAUGUGAAAGUGGUGGGAAUGCUGAUAUUUGA
Molecule: messenger RNA, 618 nt
Organism: Hansenula ciferrii
Lineage: Eukaryota; Fungi; Ascomycota; Saccharomycetes; Phaffomycetales; Wickerhamomycetaceae
Exons: 1
Coding region: 1-618 (205 amino acids)
Source: RefSeq, a predicted model, not a curated record